This is a messenger RNA of Zerene cesonia (dogface butterfly), 2293 nucleotides long. Its product is annotated as zinc finger protein 846-like. Gene Ontology annotation, molecular function: zinc ion binding; RNA polymerase II cis-regulatory region sequence-specific DNA binding; DNA-binding transcription factor activity, RNA polymerase II-specific. Bases 328 to 2262 code for a protein of 644 amino acids. The record is from RefSeq and is a predicted model, not a curated record. Gene Ontology annotation, cellular component: nucleus. Gene Ontology annotation, biological process: regulation of DNA-templated transcription. NCBI's taxonomy places the organism in Eukaryota, Metazoa, Arthropoda, Insecta, Lepidoptera, Pieridae. The transcript has 13 exons.
CUCUAAUCUCUAUGCCCAUAUGGCGUCUUCAGCAUAGUCUUUUGCAUAAGUAGACGUUCUCAUUACUCUUAUUUUUAUAAAUUCGAUUUGUAUUUCUGCAAUUGUAGAUGAAAAAAUGAAAACCGUCGCUAAGUUUAUUGUUUCACAUUUACACUUUGAUUUUCGUCGGUUCGAUUGAUGGUAUUAAAUGGUUUCUUAGAUCGACUUGCGCCUAUGCAGAUCUAAGGUUUUAUUAAGUCUAUUAUAGUGUUUAUGCCGCCAAUCUAUGAACACAAAAAGUUCAAUGAAGAGUAAAUAAAUAAAUAAGUUAUAUUCUAUACUUUCAAUAUGGACAAGGAAAACGUUCGAGCUUGUAUAAUAUGCUUAGAAAUGGAUGGAACCCUUUAUAAUUUACACUCUGGUUCACUGGAACGAUAUUAUGAAUUAUUAACAGGAAUAGAUCCUCUUAAACACUUGGAGCUUCCUAUGUUUGUAUGCUAUGUGUGUAAAGCAAUGUUACACAAGUUCUACUUAUUUAGACAGAGAAGCUUAAGGGGUCAGGCUAUAUUGCAGGGUAUCUUUCAGCGCCAUGGCAAGAUUAUUGAAGAAGACAUUAGAGAGGUGGACAAAAAUUCCUACCUCCUAAGCUCAAAUUUAAGUAUACACUAUCCAGAAGACAUUAAAAUGAUAAAGGAGGAAGAUGCUAAUGAGACAAUCAAACAGGAGCCAGAUGAAAUACUUGAUUAUGAUUUUACGUUAGAAACAAACCAUGACAAUGAUUGGCCGAGUGAUGAUGAACCCUUAUCUAUUCAUAAGAGUAGAAAAAUGGAGGGGAAUUUGGAUGUGAUGGAGAUGAAUGUGGAGGGAGAAGUAAAAACCGAGGAAGUUGAGGAGAAACCAUCAAAAGCUUCGAAAACGAAGAAAUCCAAAAAAGUAUCGCAACCGAAGGCGGUGCGACAGCGCUCGGACACACUGAAAGCGGUCAUCCUGCGGAAAGGGUCCAUUGAUGAUAUGGAUUUAGAGACGUAUGUCACGGUUGUCAAUUUGACGGAGGAAGAACAAUUGGAAGAAAUCCGGAAACGACAAGAGACUGAUAAUUAUAAAAACGCUGCCUUCAAGUGCGAGCUCUGUUUUAAGGGCUUUCUGGACACACAGACCUGGCAACAUCACUUACAGAGACAUGAUAAGGUAUCCGGUAGCAUAGAAUGUAAUAUAUGCAAGCUGCGAUUUAAAACGGCAAGAGUUCUUAACAAGCACGUGAUCGGACACGCGAAGAAGUUUAUAUGCAAUUACUGUCCGUAUGUCUCUAGACACACGACUCAAGCUAAACACCACCUAUUCUGGCACCAAGGCGUCAUGUACAAGUGUCCGUAUUGCGAGGAAGUGUUGUCCAAGUGGACGUCGUACCUGUCGCACGUGCGCAUCAAGCACCCGUCGGACUACAUCUGCGGCUUCUGCGGCUACUCGUUCGUGUCGCAGCUCGGCCUCUCGCAGCACAAGACUAUCAUGCACAAGGAUCUGACGGAGGCGGCGAGCGGUGCGGACCCCAACGAGGCGCCAUAUUGCGAGGCGUGCGACGUCAAGUUCUCUUCGGCGGAGGCGUUCAAGCGACACAUGGUCACGGCCAAGAGACACAACCAGGAGGCUGAGAAUAAGAACGGCUGUCGCAAAUGUGGUGAAUCGUUCAAGACCGAUGAGGAGCUGCGUGCGCAUGUGCGUUACGCACACACGCGCAAAUGGAGCCGUACAUACAAGAAGAAAACGGACAAUCGCACUUGGCCGACUAACUGUCCCCAUUGCUCGGAGGAGAUAGGUAACGCGCGCGCGUACUGGGCCCACUUCAGGAAGUACCACCCCGACAAGGAGUAUCCCAUAGAGAAGGGGCACAUUUGCGACGUGUGCGGCAAGGCCUUUACGGGCAACGCGUUCCUCGUGUACCACAAGCGGACGCACUCGGCGGUGAAGGCGUUCAAGUGCGGCGAGUGCGGCAAGGCGUUCCACAACCGCGCCAACCUGCUGAUGCACGCCGCCGCGCACUCGGAGCGCCGCCCGCACGUGUGCUGCGCCUGCGGCAAGGCCUUCAAGAGCAAGGGCGCGCUGGAUCGACACUUUCGCAGCCACACCGGCGACAAGCCGUACAAAUGCGAGGUAUGCGGCAAGGCGUUCGCGCAGUCCAACAGCUGCAAGCUGCACGUGCGCACCGUGCACCUCAAGCAGCCCUCGCCCUACCUCAGCCGGGCGCGCCUCGACCGCAGGAAGCCCACUGAGCAGACCAUGUACUGAUUUGUUGGAGAUUAAAUAUUUUUUUAUCUGG